UACCACACCCUAGUACAUCCCUCAAAUUCAAUCCUCAAGUCAUAGUCUACUCUGUCACUCUCAUUUCUCAUACUCCAACAACCUACAAAAUCUAAAUUUUAAGAUUUAAAUUUUUUUUUAAAAAAACAAAUCUUUCUUAGUAUUUAAAAAUAAAAAAUAAAGCUAUUUAAAAUUAAUCGAGUGUAAUCGAAGAGGAAUACCAAUAAAACAGAAAUCUUGCAAUCCAGGAAACAGAGGAAGAAGAAGAACAGAAGAAAGAUAGGAGUUUGGUCUAAAAGCGGUGCCGUUUUGACGCGGAUAGUUAUCUCUCCCCGUCCGCCUCUUCGGUGUCAUCGAAUUGGGUAAUUUAAUUUGGGGGGAAAUCUGCUGAUUUGUUUAAAUCUAGUGAAAAAAAGUCAUGGCAUUCGAUCAAAAUUCGAUGCCAAUGGAUCUAAGACCCUUAAAUGUAGUUCGUAGUGCUGGUGAAGAAACCCGCAUUGCCCCAUCACCUGUGACCACCUCAGGUAGGGCCCCUGAUGGGUUUUACCAGAAUACGGCCCGUAUCGAUGUUGCCAGUUCUCCAUCAAUGUCGGUGUAUUACACUGAUGCUUCUGGUGCUGGGUUUCCGAGUAUGGGGUAUGUAAAUCCUGGUGGGCCCAAUAUGGGUCCCGCUACCUGGUGGACCCCGCGGAUGCAGCCUCCCGUGGGCCCACCACCUCCUAGCAGUAAUGUCAGCGUUAACUCAGCAGGGUAUGCAUACAGCCCAAAUUUAGGGUCCCGAGUUGGUGGUGGUGGGGGUGGGAGUGGGAAUGUUACUGGUGGGAGUGGCAAUGUUACUGGUGGGAGUGGUGUUGAUCAAGUGAGUGAGGAGGGGGGUGAUGAUUCAGUAUCAGGUAAGAAAGUUAAGUUCUUGUGUAGUUUUGGGGGGAAAAUAAUCCCUCGCCCGAGUGAUGGAAUGCUUAGAUAUGUUGGUGGCCAAACUCGGAUUAUUAGUGUUAGGAGGGAUGUAACAUUUGGGGAGUUGGUUCAGAAGAUGGUGGAUACGUAUGAGCAACCUGUUGUGAUCAAAUAUCAGCUACCAGAUGAAGAUCUUGAUGCCCUUGUGUCGGUUUCUUGCUCUGAUGAUCUUGAUAAUAUGAUGGAAGAGUUUGAGAAGUUGCAAGAGAGGUCUCCUGAUGGGUCUGCUAAGCUAAGGGUGUUUCUCUUUUCUGCUUCUGAGCUUGAUACCUCUGGUGCGUUGCAACUACGUGGUUUACAUGAUAGUGGGCUGAGAUAUGUGGAUGCUGUGAAUGGGGUUGCAGAAGGUUUUAGUGGUGGUAUCACAAGGAAGGGAAGCAUAGCAAGUGUAACUUCAACUCAAAAUUCUGAUGUUAGUGGGUCAGAGGUUUUUGAGGCAUCAGCUGGUCAAGAUGUCGGUGGACCACCAUCCGCCAACAUGUUUUCUCCUCGAAGUGAUACUGCUGCCUCUUAUGAUAAUACCUCAAGAUUGGAGGCUUCUGUUCCGUCCUUGAUAGUUCCUGCAGGUGUUUCUCCACAUUCGGCAGCCUCACAGCCAGAGAUUGAGUUGGAGAGAGCAGUUCCUGUUCCAGCACACGGGCAGCAACAGCCCCUGGGAUAUGAUUUUCAGCAACUAGGCAUGAAUUUCCAAACCCAUACUUCUCCCUAUUUAGGUGGUUAUAUAGAUCCUCACCAAGAUGCAUUGAGCCGUGGAGCGUCACAUGUGGUUUAUGCAAAUCCUCAGGUUAUGGGAGCUCCAAGACCCGUACUCAUUCAUCCACAAUAUCGUGACUCCCAAAAUUUAUUGAACCAUCAGUUUGUACCGGCAGUACAAAUGACAAUGGCUCCCACUCCUUCCCACAUGAGCAUGAAUCCUAACAUUCACCAGCCGUUAGUACAACAAACACAAAGAGUUGUGUCUGAUCCUAGCUAUAAUAAUGCAUACCAAGCCCCAAUUGGUGGAGGGUACGGGUGGCCCCAAGUCUCUCCACAAGAUCAUGCAGCCUUCUCAGAGGGAUGGGUGACGCAUCAACAAGUAGUCCCUACAAUGACAGACUGCUAUAUGUGCCAAAAGGCGCUACCUCAUGCACAUUCUGAUACAGUUGUACAGGACCAGAAAACUAGUCAAUCAACCAAUGUUUCUGAUAUAAACCCAAUUUAUCAAAGCCUUCGUCUGGAUGAUAUUACUAGAUUGCAUGCAGCAGCUGCACAAAAUCAGGGAUUUAUGGGGUUAGCAAGUGAUGCACAGACUCCCUAUGGUGGAGUGAGGGGUAAUAUGGUUCCUGGGUCUUGUCCUGAAGAUGCUAUCCAGCCGCAUUUAGUAAGUAAACCUGUCAAUGGUGACAAUACUACUCUCACUGGUGUAGUUUACCAUGCUACUGAACAGUUCAUUCCCGAAACAUCAAUAGACUAUUCUGAAAAGGUUCCUAGCAUGACUAGGGAGGAUGCAGUAAGAUCUGGCAUCUCAAAUGAUCAAGUUAGACCAGUGGAUUUUAGAAUGGAAAAUCUCCAAUUGAAACCUACUGAUAUUCUUUCUAGCAACGAACAGGAUAAGUCACAUGUUGAUCUACUUAGGAAAGAUGAUAUUUUGGAUCAUGUGCCUUCUCACCCAUUGGGGAGAGAGGCUUUGCCAAAUUCUGCCUUCAUUAGACCUGCACUACUUCAAGAGACAAGCCAGAUGAACCAAAGUGAAAUGGGUGUUCCCGAAGUUCAAUAUCAGUGUAAUGAAAUUCUACCUGCUACAAGAUUUCCUGCUGAGACUACUGCUUUAAACAGUAUUGUGCAGCCUUCAACUUCUCCACAUAAUUGGGGAGCAGUUGGGAAUGAUUCUACAAACUCGUUGUUUAGUAACCAAGACCCUUGGAAUAUGCGGCAUGAGACUCAUUUCCCCCCUCCUAAACCUAGUAAAAUUUCUAUAAAAAGAGAGGCAUCUGUGGCAGACAAUCGUCAAAAUGGGGAACUAAUUGCGGAUGUAAAUUUUGUUGAUGUCCAACCGGCAACAGAACAAGUUCAAUCUGGCAAAGGUUCAGCAGAAGAGCGGAUCAAGCAACAGCUGCAAGCGACAGCUGAAGGGGUUGCAGCUUCAGUUCUCCACUCAUCUGUGCAAUCAAAUGUCGACUUUUCUUCACAAGAGACGAGUUUUUCUGAAGCGAGCAAUGUGAUUGAAGGACAGACUAAUAGUGAUGGUGUUCUACAAACUAAAAUGGAGGCCAUGAAUAUUAAAUCUGAUAAGGCAAACUUUGGGUUUCCACACUCAGAUGGCCUUGGUCGCUUACAGAUUAUUAAGAAUGGCGAUCUUGAAGAACUACGGGAAUUAGGUUCUGGCACCUUUGGUACUGUUUAUCAUGGCAAAUGGAGAGGAACUGACGUUGCCAUCAAACGAAUCAAUGAUAGGUGUUUUGCUGGAAAGCCUUCUGAACAAGAACGCAUGAGAGAUGACUUUUGGAAUGAAGCCAAAAAACUAGCUGACUUGCACCAUCCAAAUGUGGUAGCUUUCUAUGGUGUUGUUGUUGAUGGUCCUGGUGGUUCUGUGGCCACAGUUACUGAGUACAUGGUUAAUGGUUCUCUUAGAACUGCUCUGCAGAAGAAUGAAAAGAAUCUUGAUAAAAGGAAGCGGCUUUUGAUUGCCAUGGACGUAGCUUUUGGAAUGGAAUAUCUGCACUCUAAAAAUAUAGUGCACUUUGAUCUUAAGAGUGACAACUUGCUUGUCAAUCUUCGAGAUCCACAUAGACCCAUUUGUAAGGUUGGGGAUUUAGGUCUAUCGAAAGUGAAAUGCCAAACAUUAAUAUCAGGGGGAGUGCGAGGUACCCUUCCUUGGAUGGCACCUGAGCUUCUGAACGGCAGCAGCAGUCUAGUCUCUGAGAAGGUUGAUGUGUUCUCUUUUGGUAUUGUAAUGUGGGAGCUUCUUACUGGAGAAGAGCCAUAUGCUGACCUGCACUAUGGAGCUAUUAUUGGAGGUAUUGUGAGCAAUACGUUGAGACCACCAGUCCCAGAGAGUUGUGACCCUGAGUGGAGAUCACUGAUGGAGAGAUGUUGGUCGGCUGACCCACCCGAGAGGCCCAAUUUUACUGAGAUUGCCAAUGAUUUACGGUGUAUGGCAUCCAAGAUUCCGGCAAAGGGACAAUCACCACCAGCUGCUACUGCAAGAACAAACACCUAGUUGCUCUUUAUUUUACUGCCUCUUGUUUAUUUAAUGUCUAGUUUUAUUAAAUUAUAUAGAUAACCCCCUACCAUUAUUAAAAAAAAAAAAGCAAAAAAGGAAGAAUUGUUAAUUAGGCAUUGAUUUAUAUUUUCUUUUUUCUUUUUGCUCUUUGCUCCUUGUAAUGCCAAUUUGGAAUAGGACGUUUCAUUGGCUUUCUGCUUAGUUGAUAGCUCACAUGUGUAAUGUGUUCAGACGCAAACCAUUUUGGGUUUAGACUUCCUUUAGGCCGCACGGCCUCUUUUUGGCUUUAUGAAUAGUGUCUCAGUUCGAAGACAUCACUCGGAUAACAUUGAAUGUUUGUUCCA
Molecule: messenger RNA, 4482 nt
Organism: Spinacia oleracea (spinach)
Lineage: Eukaryota; Viridiplantae; Streptophyta; Magnoliopsida; Caryophyllales; Amaranthaceae
Exons: 10
Coding region: 398-4135 (1245 amino acids)
Biological process (GO): protein phosphorylation; signal transduction
Cellular component (GO): cytoplasm
Molecular function (GO): ATP binding; protein kinase activity; protein binding
Source: RefSeq, a predicted model, not a curated record